Molecule: messenger RNA, 450 nt
Organism: Lactuca saligna
Lineage: Eukaryota; Viridiplantae; Streptophyta; Magnoliopsida; Asterales; Asteraceae
Source: the annotation of a GenBank genome assembly
AUGGCUCCUGUUCAACCAAAAACUGAAAAGGCAUUGGCAGCUGCAUUCAUUUCAAAUUGUGCAACUCUCCUCAAAUGUCCCUGUUGCGAAUUAUUGGCUACCAGUUGCAGCUUUGCAGUAUUUGCUAGGGUGGCUCCAGAGCAAAAAGAGUUGAUAAUGACAACUUUUAAAUCAUCCAGGAGAGUAACUUUGAUGUGUGGUGAUGGCACCAAUGAUGUUGGAGCUUUGAAACAGGUAUGGCAAGAAAUAGAAAUAUACUUUUCUUUUGGAAAAUUGACUGGAAAUCUUACUAAAGAUAUACCAUUUCUUUCUGAUGCUCCUAUUAUCGAGUCUGGUGAUGUGGAUAGUGCAAAAUUUAAAGCAUUGCGGAGAGUUAUAUCUAAGUACAGUGCAUCUUCUCUCCCUCCAGUUCCUAAGAAUAAUGAGAAGACAGGAUAUGGUCGAAUUUAG